GCCAACUAGCGCGCCCCUAUUGUUUAUUUAUUGUAUGCGAAAGGAUUACCGCACAGCACAUUCACCACUCACUCACUCAGUCGGUGCUAAAUGAUUGCUAUCGGUUUCGGUUUAUUAGCACCAUCGACCUGACUAACUACGACCGACCGGCCGACGACCAUUUUGUGAAAAAUGAAAUCUGGCAAAUAAAACGCCAACUAUUUAGCAACGUCGAUGGUGACAACAGUUCAGGCUCUCAGAAAUGACAAACAGCACGAACUACCAACGAACCCAGUAGAAUCAACAACUACAACUCUUACCCCCGAGAUGAUGUUGGAUGACUGAGUGGUUGCUUGCCUGGUUAUAACAAGUUUUCACACGACUCUUAAUGCUAUGCAACAUGCUCGUAGUAGUUAUUCACACAAACACACAGAGUAAGGAGAAUGGCAUGAAUGAAAUCUACGAGGCUGGUUUACAAGAACAUGGAUUCCAACAAUCAACUUCUGCAACUCUUAAAGGAGCUACAAGGGGAAAUAUUUUAUCAGAUUUUUGCGGACUGCCAAGUGAAUGUAACGUCUUUAAAGUUUAUGGGUAGCCAACAUUUGGAUCAACUUAUACCGAAAAAUUUGUUUGGUCCCAGAAUAAUAUUCGAACACUAUUUGAAGGAAUGGCAAGAGAAACAGACGGCCGUAGUGAAGCCAAAAGAUCCUCUGGAAGCUGCUGUUGAGACUCAAGUUGAAAGAAAACCCAGAGCUAUUCCCAAAUUAAUUUUGCCCAAACUAACAACAACAACAACGACAAAUGAGCCAGAAUCAAUUGUAAACGAUUCAAUUGAGAUCUUCAAUUCGAUGCCACCAAAGACAGAGAUUAUCAUGGAGGACACAGAAACAAUGGAUUCUUCAUAUCCCUCAGAGCCAUGGCCAUCACAACCGGAUGACGAUGACUACACUAACGACUCAAGUUUGCUUGAACCCUUACCAUCAACCUCCACCAAAAGGUCUGAACCUUACGACACUGGUGUCAAACUAACAGUCAUUGAUAUUUUGAAACAAUCCUUCAAUGGCAAACAAGUUCUGACGUAUUAUGAGAAAAAUUCCAUUUUAACUCCAAAAAUGAGAGUCCUCUUGGCUACCUCCUUGGUAGAGUAUCUGGUUGAGAAAAAAAUUAUACCAAAGCGUGAGAAUAUAGAAGCCAUGGCAGAGAACAUAGUCAAGUGCUUCAAAACCGAAGAUAAGGAUAUCUACUAUGUGCCACCGGAACGUGGUAAAAAACCAGGAGGCAUUUUAUACCUCAAAUAUUACAACUAUGCCAAGAAACUAAAAAAGGUGGGCUGCUACGAUAUGAUGGAAUACGCCAAACCGAGCAUUAAAUUUUCCCUAGACGAGGAAGCAAAUUCCGAGGAACCCAAUCCAAUACUAUUUACACCAUUAUGCAAAUCGGUAUUUGAUUUAAAGCUACCGGUAGCGAAAAUCCUCAGUAAGAGCUAUGAUGGCCGUCAACUAUUGAAUCACUAUGAGAAGCAUGACAAUCUAACACAGAAGCACUCCUAUAUGGUCUCUGCCUGCAUUAUCAAUUAUAUGUUUGAAAAUGAAAUCAGAGCAAAACCAGAGGAUUUUGAAGUUAUAGCCGAUAAUAUAAUACAAUUGUUUCCCAAUGAGAGUAAGGAGACUUAUUACUCCAAGGAGAGGGGGAAAAAACCUGGUGGAAUUUUAUUUAGAAAAUAUCACAAUACCAUUUCCCAACUCAAGAGAAAAGGUUUGGAAGUUAUCGCCAUGACACAGUGCAAAAAGCAGCGUCUAUCUGCGCCAGCAAUUAACGAAACAGAUCAGCAAGCUGAAGAUCGCUUAUGGCUGCAACAAUAUUUGAAACCUAUGGAUGAGAUUAUGCAGAAAUGGAAGUCAACGCAUGUCAUAAGACUGGCGUUUAUUGAACAAAACAAUUUAUCAAAGAUUCUUGAGGAGUGGCCCCUGUAUCGACAAACCUUUGGGCAUAAAUUGAUUGAAAUGGAUUUCUCAAUGGAAAGCCCAGAGACAGCCAAUAAUUUGCAUACAAGGUGGGAGCACUUUAGUAAUGUUCUCAUGUGCCUACUGAAAGAUGUUGUGGAUCAUGAAAUCGUAGAAAUGCUGAAAGAUUUUUAUGGAACACAGCAUGAUCAAGAAGUCAACAAUUGUAUCAUUUUCUAUGCCAUCCAUUACAUUAUCAAACCAACUGCCCGCAUCAUCACCCAUGACCCGGUGACAAAGGAGCGAAAAAACAAUAAAGUCAGCAUGCAGGAAUCGCGCAACUCAUUCAUGAUUCUCUGCCAAACACAAAAGGAUUUGCAAUCAGCUAUCGCAAAAAUGAAGAGUGACAGUGAUUCGAAUAAUGAAGCAUUCCCUCCCAUAAUCGGCUGUGUUGGCGAUUCCAUUUUCCAUAUAACAGAGUAUUAUGUCUUCUACGAUGAGGUGUGUUAUGAAUUCAACGAUAUCCUGAGUUGCGUCGAUGCUGCUUUUAAAGUGUUUCACAUUUUAAAGAUUGACUAUCCCAAACAGUGUAAGAGUGUUUGGUAUUUCAUACAAGACUAUUUUUUCGAUAUCAAACUGCCGAAUUGCGAAAAAACCUCGUCGUUGACAGGACUUUUCCACAAUUUGAAAGUAAUAUCUGUUUAAUGCAUUCAUAAAAUGAUUUUAGUUUUAAUUUUAUAGAUUUUAAACAUAUGUAUAAACUUUUUUAGUUAAACUUAAGAUGUCCAAAAUAAAAACAAAAUAAUA
Stomoxys calcitrans (stable fly) is the source of this 2729-nucleotide messenger RNA. RefSeq lists its product as uncharacterized. The record is from RefSeq and is a predicted model, not a curated record. Lineage: Eukaryota; Metazoa; Arthropoda; Insecta; Diptera; Muscidae. The transcript is spliced from 9 exons. Bases 432 to 2627 code for a protein of 731 amino acids.